AUUGUUGUUAGUUUUUUUUUUUUUUUUUUAAAUUUUGGUUUAUUCAUUGAUUUUGUUUAGAGUAAGCAUGAUUGAGUUAGAAAAUCCAAUUUACUUUGUUUUUAAAUUCUUAAUAAUGAAACUUCCAACAUUAUUAUUAUUAUUGUUUUAAGUGAUCUCUAUCACUCUCCCGUUAAAAUUCAUCUUCUAUUAUAAUUCAAUUAUUUCACUAUCAUUUACUUCUUCAUUCAAACAUUCAACCCAUUAAUCUAAUUCAAAUGCAAAUUGCAAAUUGCAAAACUCAUCUCGUCAGAAAUCCACACAGCUUCCAUGAUCACACAAUAACAAUUAUAAUUAAUUACUAUUCAAUGGAGAUCUCUUCCCUUACCGCUGAUCAGAUCCACGCCUACAAUAGUUCCGAUGAACAAGUUGCAGAGAUACGGCUAUUUUUAGAUUCCAACAACCGCUGGAAUUUUUUGAACUCAUCCCCUGCUUUCUUGCUGAAUCUUGAAAGAGAAGAUUCCAAGCUGAUUCCUGACGGAGAGUUUGAUUUCGAUUGGUUUCAGUCUAACUUUCCGAGUCCCUCAUUCCGUAGCGGGUUUAAUUUCGAAGUGAAAUUAGCAGCAAUAGAAGAUGCUGAUGGCGAGAUUCGUGACGGACCGUUGUUCUGGCCGCUCGAACAUGAAAUCAAAUGGAAGUCGAUGGAGGAUUGGAACUGGUUCGCGAUUUCACCGCGGAAGGAAGAACUGAAAUCUUCUACUGUGCCUCUAAACUCCAAUAAUGGAAUGCGAUUUCAGGGACGAAAAAUUACUCUGAAUCAAGUGCCGAAGAGGAGGUUCGUGUUUAACUCGAGAUCGGCAGCGUCGGAGAUGAUGGAGUUGAAGGAGAGGCGAGAUUCGAAAGCUUGCGUUCCGAGGAUCGGUGCUGUUCCUUCGAGAUUCAACAGGCCGGGAAACAGAAAUUCCGUUGGGAAAGGUUGGGAAGAGAAAUUAAUGGCCGUGGAUAGAGAUUUUGAGGAGAAGGAUAGGGCGGGGCGUGAAGAAAUACCGAUGGAAACGUUGUUAGGGCUUCGUGAAUUCGAUGGGCGGGAGGGAUUGGGGUCAGAGUUGGAUGAGGUUGUGUUAUCUCUGGAUGAAGAUGAAGCCUGUAAUCAACGAAGCUCCUUGGUAUUAUACAACGGACUAUCACUGCAACUUUAGAAGAAUAGGGUAUGUUGAUGGUCGUGCCUUUACCUUUGACUCACUUCUCUUUGAUUUCUGGUUGUUCUUCGAGCUAGAGCUAACAAUACAUAAGAGAUCAUCGUGUCAAACCUACUGUACAAUGAUGGAUAGGAUCGGUCUAGGAUUGAUGUCUCCUUCGAGACUAUCUACUCUCUCAUUUGAGAUGGUUGAAUGAAGUUCUUUAUAUACUUGAGUUCACACACACUAGUUCUAGAAUUAAGGGUGGUAUUAUAGAUGUUUUGUAUGGUCAAGGUUGCAAAGUGUUUGUCUAAAAACUUACCUUGAUUAUUUUUCAAUUGGUCUAUAUUGUCCUUCUUGAUACCACGUAGGCUUUAGGGUUAUAUUUGGGUCUUGUCUUGAGCAACACUAUCGAGAGUACAAAUCAAAUGAAAGAAUGACGACCAACACAUAAUUUUAAAGUAGAACGGAUGAAUGAGUCAUGUCCAAAUAUUAUUUUAUCCCCAAUUAAUAUUCAUUUAUGGUUUUGUUCUACCAAA
Molecule: messenger RNA, 1696 nt
Organism: Cucumis sativus (cucumber)
Lineage: Eukaryota; Viridiplantae; Streptophyta; Magnoliopsida; Cucurbitales; Cucurbitaceae
Exons: 1
Coding region: 258-1178 (306 amino acids)
Source: RefSeq, a predicted model, not a curated record